AUGACUACUCUAGAAGUUGAAAGACAGUUGGAACUAAAGAUAAAGUUGUUAGGUCUGAUAGGGGAGGAAUGUGGAAUUGUUGCACAAUACACCAAUCCAGGAACUCCAGAGCAGAACGGUGUAGCUGAAAGAAGAAAUAGAACACUCAAGGAUAUGGUGAGGAGUAUGAUCUGCAAUUCACAGCUACCUAAUUACCUAUGGGGCGAGGCAAUAAGGACAGCAAACUACAUCCUAAACCGUGUACCAAGUAAGGCAGUAUCAAAGACCCCUUUUGAGCUAUGGACUAACAGAAAGCUGAGCCUCAACCAUUUGCAUAUAUGGGGGUUCAAGGCAGAAGCAAAAGUCUUCAAUCCACAAGAGAAGAAAUUGGAUCCCAAGACCAUAAGUUGUUUUUUUGUAGGUUAUCUAGAGAAGACGAAGGGGUACAGAUUUUAUUGUCCAAAUCAUACAACAAGGCUUGUGGAAACAGGUAGGGCAUUUUUUCUAGAAAAUGUCCAUGAAGAAAGGAAGGCCACAGAUUUCGUUUUUGAAGAGCUGGGUGAAAUUGCAAUUGAGCCAGCAAAGCAAAGUGUGCAAGUUCCACAUAUAAGUGAAAUACAAGGGGAAGAUUAUGAAGAUGUGGAACCUGAACAAGAAGACAUGAAUGAAAUUCAAGUCCAGGAAACUCAAGAUGUGAACAAUGAAGUAGUUCAGCCACAAGAAGCACCAGCUCCACAGAGAAGAUCUAACAGAAAUAGAAGACCAGCAAUAUCUCAAGAUUAUGUAGUGUAUUUACAAGAAUCAGAGUUUAUGGCAUCAGAUUUUGAAGAUCCUUUGUUUUUCAAUGAAGCAAUUAAUAGUCCAGAGGUAUUGAAAUGGAAAGAAGCCAUGGAAAGUGAAUUAGAUUCAAUGGAAAACAAUCAGGUGUGGGAUUUAGUAGAGCUGCCAGAAGGAGUGAAGCCAAUAGGGUGUAAAUGGGUGUUCAAAACCAAGAAAGACUCAAUGGGCAACAUAGAAAGAUUCAAGGCCAGAUUAGUUGCAAAAGGUUUUACUCAAAAAGAAGGAAUAGAUUAUAGUGAAACUUUUUCCCCAGUUUCAACUAAAGAUGCUUUUCGGAUUAUCAUGGCUCUUACUGCACAAUAUGACCUGUUUUUACAUCAAAUGGAUGUAAAGACAGCCUUUUUAAAUGGGAGACUGGAUGAAGAAAUAUAUAUGGUGCAACCUGAGGGUUUUAUAAAGGAAGGAGAAGAGCAUUUGGUCUGCAAACUCAAGAAGUCCAUUUAUGGACUGAAGCAGGCAUCAAGGCAAUGGUACUUGAGGUUUGAUGAAGUUGUAAGCUCACAAGGCUUCACAGAGAAUCCAGUGGAUGAGUGUAUUUAUCUAAAAUUUAGUGGGAGCAAUUUCAUUUUCUUAGUACUCUAUGUCGAUGAUAUUUUACUGGCCACUAACAAUUUGUCUAUGCUUGCUGACACAAAGUUUUUUCUGUCAUCAUAUUUCGAGAUGAAAGAUACGGGGGAGGCGUCUUAUGUGCUAGGAGUAGAGAUACAUAGAGACAGAAGUCGUGGUAUGCUUGGUUUAUCACAGAAGGGAUACAUAGAAAGAGUGCUUAAAAGAUUUAAUAUGUUAUCUUGUGCAUCUGGAGAAGUUCCUAUUACAAAAGGAGACAAACUAAGUAGAGCUCAAAGUCCUCAAAAUGAGUUGGAGAAAGAAGAGAUGAAGAACAGACCCUAUAUGCAUCUUUAG
This is a messenger RNA of Prunus armeniaca (apricot), 1722 nucleotides long. NCBI's taxonomy places the organism in Eukaryota, Viridiplantae, Streptophyta, Magnoliopsida, Rosales, Rosaceae. The record is from the annotation of a GenBank genome assembly.